Molecule: messenger RNA, 1257 nt
Organism: Tricharina praecox
Lineage: Eukaryota; Fungi; Ascomycota; Pezizomycetes; Pezizales; Pyronemataceae
Exons: 2
Coding region: 1-1257 (418 amino acids)
Source: RefSeq, a predicted model, not a curated record
AUGUCUUCGUCCACCUACGAUAGCUCGCGUCAGAGCUCAGUGCCCGAUUCUGUCCCCUCAUUAGACCACCACUCGGCGGGAACGAGUUUCGAUACCCCACAAGAGUCGGAAUUGUUCGACUCGGCCUCGGGUGCCUCGUUGAACACGUACUGCACCACCGUUGCUUCCAUCAACGAGGACGACGACGAUAUCUACAACUGCUACGAAGACUACACAGACGAGCCUUCCCGGAGUAAAGCCGUUCCGGCAACACCGCAAGAGUUCGCCGAACACUUUCCAUCCACCAGACGGCUCAUCAUCAAGCACGACGACUCGACGCUCGACGGAAACAUGAACGUGCGCGUCGAUUGCGACGCGCCCACGAGACGCGAGCACGACCGACGCAUCACACUCUUCCACCUUCGCAUGUACGACCUCAGGGAUCGCGACUUUUCUGUCCGUCGGUACGGACGGGAUUGUGGACGUGAGGUGGCUCACGUGAAGCGGAAGGUCGCCAAGACGGUCCUCCAGCGACCGGUCCUCCGCAAGGCUCUCAGCAGUUUCCGCAGCAAAUCCUCGGCCGACGAGCUGAGAAAGGUUGAGCGCGUGGAUAGUGGCUACGGAUCCAAUCCCGACGACGAGGAGGAGCCCGAUGUCAGCCCCACUACACCUGGUGGCACAAAACCGACCAACACUUGCACGCUCGAGUUCUCAAACUACGCACACGUGGACCUGACCCGCCGCGGCGCCAAGUCCGGCAAGAAGUACGAUUUUGAGUACUGGGGAAAGAGUUAUUCUUGGCGGAGGCGCAUCGCUGCUGGGAUGUCCGAGGAGGUGUCUUAUGAGCUCCACAACAAUGCCACAAACAACGUUGUCGCUUACAUCCGACCCGACAUUCUGACUCCCGCGAUGGUCGCGAUCGAGGAGGCAAAGGGCGGAUUCGUACCGCCGUGUUCCUUGUACUUUAACGACUCAAACACCGAUCCCAUCAACAGUAACACAGCAGAUGUUGCAGAUGUCAUCAUCACCACUGGACUAGUCGCCUUGGUGGACGAUUGCAUCAAGCGCAAGUACCACAAGAAGAAGUCGGUCCGACUGGUAUUGCCCACGACGGGCAAGACACCACUGAAGAUGAACAUGGAGUACGUGGGGCCGAAGCGGUUCAUCGACGAGAUGUUCCACCGCCGACCAAUCAUCAGCCGGAGUCAGUCGGUACAAUUCGGGCGCACUGCGCCGCCGACGUCGCCGACACCGCCACGCAGGAUGUUCACGAGUUGA